Messenger RNA from Struthio camelus australis, 2879 nucleotides. It is a transcript of the gene DLGAP5, whose product is annotated as DLG associated protein 5. NCBI's taxonomy places the organism in Eukaryota, Metazoa, Chordata, Aves, Struthioniformes, Struthionidae. The record is from RefSeq and is a predicted model, not a curated record. Gene Ontology annotation, cellular component: cytoplasm; nucleus; spindle pole centrosome. Gene Ontology annotation, molecular function: microtubule binding. Gene Ontology annotation, biological process: signaling; chromosome segregation; regulation of mitotic cell cycle.
UUUCUUCCUUGAAAAACACCUGUGCUGCCCGCGGCCUCGGCUCUAGGUUUCAGUUGAAUUCUUCUGGAGAAUUACUUACUGUGAAAGGUAGAUCACUUGCUCUUGAGGCUUAUCAGGGGCAGAAGGACUUAGGAUAAACAAGAUGGCAGCUACAUCCCAGUUUGCCAGUCGAUACAAAAAGGACUUAAGUACGGAAACCCUCAGAACAAAAGUUGCACGCAGGAAAUCAGUGCUUCAAAAGGAGAACAGACACAAGUUAUUUGAAAAGAGCAGGCAGUUUGGAUUGACAGAUGUCAAUGUUCAGCUAUCAAAAGACAGGGAAAUUUCUCAACUAAAUGAGACAAGUGAAAUGUGUUCUCAAGAGAACAGCAAUGUGAAGCAGAAACAGCCUACAAAUGUAGCCAUGAAGAGGAAUCUUGAACGUAAGGAAAUGCUCCAACGCUAUAAAGAGGAAAAGGAACUUAGAAAACUUAAAGAACAAAGAGAGAAAGCAAAAAAGGGCGUAUUUAAAGUUGGGUUGUAUAAACCUACUGCACCUGGUUUCCUUUCACUUGUACCCCAAGAUCCUGUGACGGUCAAACCUAAGGAGAAGGCAGCUCCUACUUCCUCUGGGAGGAUUAUUCGAUCGAAGGCCAAGAAUCAAGCAGAAAAAACAGUGACAUCAGCUGCAUCCAAGCAUUCUACGGUUUGUGCCACUGGGCAUAGUGCACGCUCUACACAAGCAGGACGUAAACAGAUGGGUGCAGACAAAACAACUGAAAAAGAGAAAGUGUUGCAGUCUGCAGUCCAAACAGUGGCAAAUGUAAGAAUCACCAGAGCAGCCUCCUCUGCAGCUAGACAGAUGCUGAAAACCACUACUACAGCUGGAAGCCAGCCACAAAGAAAGACAGCAAAUGUAGGAAAGCAGAAGAAGGCAGUCAAACCUGACAUCAUGGAGGUACUUCCUUUUAAGCAUGAAGUAGAUCAAAAUGCUCAACUGGAUCCAGUGAUGGAAGAUUCUGUAGCUGAUUCUAAACAUUUAGCAUCAGUAGAACUUCAGCAGCAACAGACGUCAGGGUUUUUUUUUCAGCAGGAACAGACUUCAGUGGAAAAGGAAAACGUUUUGCUGACCAACAGUUCUUCCCCAGGGAGAGCUAGAACACGCUCUUUUGCACCUCAGAACUUUGUGUUUCAGCCGCUAAAUGGAUUAGCAACCUACAAGGUCACACCCAUGACUCCUUCUAGGGCAAAUGCAUUUUUGACACCUGAUGCCUUCUGGGAUUUUUCAGAAACUUCAGUUAACACAGCUGAAAAAUCCAGAGAAACUAAAGCACAAGAGCCUAAUUUUAAAAGUCAAGUUGUGCCUGCUAGUAAAAGCAUUCAAGAACAGGAAAUCAUUGCAAGUUUGAAAGCAGAAAAAGCAUGUGAAUUAGCUGAGAACACCUCCAUUCAGAGAUCAAAUGAAACAACCUCUGUUUCUACAGAUACGACAGCACUUGAAACAAAGUCAGAUGAUUUAAGAGAGCAGGAGCACAAUGUGCUCUAUUUCAGAAACAUUCUUCAGUCUGAGACUGAGAGGCUGAUAUCUCACUGCCUCCAGUGGGAUGGAAAAUUGGAGAUGGACAUUCCAGAGGAUGCUAAAGAUCUCAUUCGCACAACAGUUGGUCAGACAAGACUGCUCAUAGCAGAAAGGUUUAAACAGUUUGAAGGACUGGUGGAUAACUGUGAAUUUAAACGAGGUGAAAAAGAAACAACGUGUACAGAUUUGGAUGGGUUUUGGGAUAUGGUCAAUUUUCAGAUUGAAGAUGUGAAUAAAAAAUUUGAUAAUCUGAAGAAGCUUCAAGAUAAUGAGUGGCAACCACUUGAUGUGCCAAGCAAAGGAAUUAUCAAGAAAAAGACUGUUCCAAAUGGGGUAUCCAAACCAAAGCUGGGAGCGGCUGGAAGAACUGCUGCCCGAAGCCGGCUUGCUGCUAUAAAAGCAGCUAUGAGGGAUAAAAUGAAGCAUGAGGGAGCUGCUGAUUGUACACACCAGGAGAAGCCACCAGAAGUAGAAAAAGUGGUUUUUGAAGGAGGAUUUUUUAGAGUUGAAAGCCCUGUGAAAUCCUUUCCAGGCUUGCUUUCAAAGACACCUCGUAGAUCUUCCCAGUGGACUUCUGAAAAACUAGCAACUCCGAGAUCUUCCAAGAGAGCUUUGCUUCAGAGCAAUCUUUCUGCUCUGUGUAACCCUGAGGAUACAACUGCCAAACAAACGCCAGCACUCAAAGACUUCCAUGCAGCACAAAAUUUGAAAAUACAACAAUUUCCCACUAGAAAACCUCUCCCGGGUGGUUUUCUUGAACAAAGCAUUUCCCAAGUUGCAGAAGAACAUCGUCCUGUAGCUGGCACAGCAGAGGGAACCAGCAUGCUGGAAAAUCCUGACAGUGAAUCAAAAGAAAUGGAUGGCAUGGAAGAGAUGGAACUAUAUGCCGCAGAACAAGGACAAGAUAUUGUCAUGCGCAGUCCAGAGAAGGACAUCUGCACAGAGACUAACUUGGCUCACUCUGGAGAACCAAAAAUACCACACCCUAAGCCAGAUGCUUUGUGUAGUGAUUUCACGUGCACUGGUAGAAAUCCUUUUGAUAUGCCGGCGACGCGUGGUGAGCUUCCCUUCACUCCAAUCAAGAACAAAGCCCAGAAGUUUGCAGCGGCUGAAACAUUCAGUGACCUCAUUGUAUUUUCUCCCCUUUCUCCCUCUGGGGAAAAAUGAAGAGUGACUUGAAAUUCAAAAUGUGUAAAUUCUAUUGAUGAAAAAACAUAGAGGAUAUCAGAGAUAGUCUGCUACCCCUCAACUGUGUUCUGAGUGAAUAUCUGUAGUAUUUUAUAGUGGAACUUAUAUUUUGUAACAUUUUAUAGUGCAGACA